Oryctolagus cuniculus (rabbit) is the source of this 3817-nucleotide messenger RNA. Lineage: Eukaryota; Metazoa; Chordata; Mammalia; Lagomorpha; Leporidae. The record is from RefSeq and is a predicted model, not a curated record.
CCCUGCCCACGCGCUUGGGCUCCCAAGCCCACCGACCAACGGCCGCGCGGGGCUGCAAUGACGACACCCACCCAGCCCCCCGGGUGGGGGGGCCACGGAAGGGGCGGGACCGGAAGCAGACGCGGGCGGCCCGCGGCGUCCCAGUUGCCAUGGAGCCCAGCAGCGCCAUGGAGCCCAGGGCCGCCGGGUCCCCGGACCACGGGUGCCUGGGGGCCACGCCAGCGCCGCCAUCAGAGCGGGACGAGCUCAGCAGCCCCAGCCAGUCCACCUGGAGGUCCUCGGUGCAGUCCUCCGCCGCCGGCUCCGAGGGCGCGCCCGGCAGCUCCAUGGCCCGGCCGCGGCGCGUCGGGCCGCUGGCACUGGCGCCGGCCCCGGAGCCCAAGCCGCUGCGCCUGCGGCCCGCCUCCCUGCGCACCCAAGACAUCUCGCACCUGCUCGCGGGCGUCUUCCGCGGCCUGUACUCGGGGGAGGUGAUCGGCGAGGACCUGAGCGCCAGCCUCAUCAAGGGCCGCGGCAGCGAGAACCAGCGCCACGAGGCGUUCGUGGAGCAGCUGCGGCAGAUCCGGGAGAUCUACAAGCAGCGGCUGGGCGAGAUCCAGAUGCUGGAGCAGCACGUGAUCCAAGCCCGCGCCCGGGCCCUGGCCGAGACGGAGCGGGCGGUGAACCAGGCCAAAGUGCAGGCCCACGAGGUCCCCGUCAGGCUGCCUCCAGUGAAGACCAUGUUCCGGUGGUGCAUUGACAGCGAGCUGCUGCGGGAGCGCCACCUGAUCUGCCCCGAGGACUACUACGACCAGGCAGUGCCGUUUUGCUCUGCACCCAAAGGCAUCAUCCUCCCCGGGUAUUCCAGACCGACGUUCAGUUUUGAGAUGCGUUCCGUGCCGAAGAGAAGUCUCACCAGGAAGCUCAACGUUCUGUGCCGGCAGCUGCUGGCUGUGCCUGAAGAGGAGCUGGACCACACCGUGGACAGCGAGACGUGGGACUCGACUUCCAAGGCCAGACAGAGGACCAGAGACGCGGUCAAGAGCACAGAGCCCCUGAAGAGUACAAACUGGGCGAACCAGCGGCGCGUGCCGCAGAGAGCGGCACAGCCAACCCCGCCUGGCAGCAGCAGCAGCUGGCACCGAGGCCGGAAUGACUUCCUGCGGAACCCGCGGUUUUCACCCCCUGACACCCCGCACGGAGGCAGGUCUCUCAUUCUUCCUCCCAAGAAGCCUGCGCCAUCGAGACAGCCGGAGAGCCUGCAGCCGGAACGGAGCUGUGCCGAUACCCCGGUGUUUCUGGCCAAGCCGUCGGUGGUGUUUUUCACAGAUUAUGAAAUCGGAUCGGUCUAUGAGAUGGUCCUGGCGCUGCAGAACACCACGGCCGCCAGCCGCUACCUGCGGGUGCUCCCGCCUUCCACCCCGUACUUCGCCCUGGGAUUGGGGAUGUUCCCGGGAGAAGGCGGCAUGGUGGCCCCCGGGAUGACCUGCCAGUACACCGUCCAGUUCAUGCCCGACUGCCUCGGAGACUUCGACGACUUCAUCCUGGUGGAGACCCAGUCGGCCCACACCCUCCUGAUCCCGCUGCAAGCCCGGAGGCCGCCCCCGGUGCUGACGCUGUCGCCGGUGUUGGACUGUGGCUACUGCCUCGUCGGGGGAGUGAAGAUGACCAAGUUCACCUGCAGGAAUGUGGGCUUCAGCGCGGGCAGGUUCUGCAUCGUGCCCAGGAAGAGCUGGCCGCCCACCAGCUUCAGGGCAGUUUCGGCCCCCGGCUUCGUGGAGCAGCCGCCAUUUGGAAUCCUGCCUUCCGUGUUCGAGCUGGCCCCGGGCGCCGUCACGGUGCUGGAGGUCCUGUUCCUCCCCACAAGCCUGGGCAAGGCCGAGCAGGCCUUUGUCAUCGUGUGUGACAACUGCCAGCUGAGGGAGCUGGUGACCGUAGGCGUCGGGCAGCUGGUGGCCUUGGAUCUGAUCUACGUCUCCGGCGAGAAAAGUGAGCCGGGCCCCGGGGAGCUCACGGACCUGACGGCCCAGCACUUCAUACGGUUCGAGCCCGAGAACCUCCAGGCCACGGCCAGCAGACAGCUCCUCAUCAGGAACGCCACGCACGUGGAGCUGACCUUCCACUGGCAGGUCACGAAGCCCAACCUGCAGCCCCUGCUGCCCGGAGAGGCCUACAGCGCGGACAGCAUCAAGGCUCACCCGGACCGGGAGACCGCGUUCUCCAUCCUGCCCCGGAGGGGCACCCUCUGCCCCCACACGGACCACGAGUUCAUCUUGGAGUUCUCUCCCCAGCAGCUGGGGGCCUUCCACAGCGUGCUCCAGAUGGUGCUGGAAGGAGUCCCGGCGCCCACGAGCUCGGAGGUGGAGAGCCUGGGGGACUGCAGCUGCCCCGUGGAGGACGUCAUCGUGCUGGAGGUGGAGGUGAAGGGCUCGGCGCAGCCGUUCCAGGUCCUCCUGGAGCCCUACGCCCUGCUCAUCCCCGGCGAGAACUACAUCGGCACCAGCGUGAAGAAGAACUUCAAGAUGUGGAACAACAGCAAGUCGGCCAUCAGAUACACGUGGGGCAAGAUCUGUGACUGCCACAUCAUUGAAGUGGAGCCCUGCACCGGGAUCAUUGAGCCCAGUGAGGCGGAGGACUUUGAGCUGAGCUUCACGGGGGGCGUCCCGGGCCCCACGAGCCAGGACCUGCUGUGUGAGAUCCAGCACUCGCCCUCGCCGGUGGUACUGCACAUCGAGGCAGCCUUCAAGGGGCCCGCCCUGGUCCUCAGCGUCCCGGCCCUGCAGUUCGGGCUGCUGCGUCUGGGCCAGGAGGCCUGCGAGGGCAUCCGGAUCCGGAACGUCAGCCAGCUGCCCGCCCUGUGGCACCUGCGGGAGAGCCCGGGCUGCCUGGAGGAGAGGCGGGCGCAGGUGUCCCCCUUCCAAAUCGAGCCCUGCAGCGGCCAGAUGCAGCCUCUGGGGGAGUGCACGGUGACCGUCACCCUGAGGGCCACGCACUGCCAGCGCCUGGAGACCGUCCUGCAGCUCGAGGUGCAGAACGGGGCCUGGAGCUACCUCCCCGUGUACGCCGAGGUGCAGGGGCCCCACGUGUACCUGCGGAGCAGCCAGCUGGAGUUCAGCAGCCUGUUCCGGGGGGUGCCCGCCAGGGCCGCCGUCACCCUCGUCAAUGGCACGCUCCUGCCCACGCGCUACCACUGGGGCAAGCUCCUGGGGCAGCAGGCUGAGUUCUGCUCGGCAGAAGUCUGCCCCCGAGGCGGCCUGCUGGGCCCCCGAGAGGAGCGCCAGCUCAGGUUGGAGCUGACUACUCAGACCCAGGAGGAGCUGACCCGGCUGGCCCUCCCCUGCUACGUGGCCGGCAUGAGGAAGCCACUGGUCCUCGGCAUCUCUGGGAAACCCCAGGGCUUGCAGGUGACCAUGGCCGUCUCCACGGAGGACUCUGAAGGCAGCAGGGUUUUCAGCACACAGCAGUGGCCGGGCGACCCGGAGCAGCUGCGCCUGGACUUCGGCUCAGCCGUGCCCCUGAGGACCCGCGCGAGCCGCCGGUUCAUCCUGACCAACCGCUCCCCGAUCCAGACCCCCUUCUCUCUGGAGUUCGAGUACUUCGGGUGCCCCCACGGCGAGCCGGGCAGGAAGGGCAGUGUGUACGUCCUGCGUCCGCCCAGCAGGGGUGGUCCCGGUGGGUGUGGCCAGGCGUGGGUGUGCCAGUUUGCAGUCCACGUGGCGAGACGCAGAGAGGAAAGGACCGAGUGGGCGGGGGGCAGGGGCCAGGGCGUGGCCACUGAUCAGCCUGCUUCUGAGAGACCAGCGGGACACGGAAGACCAGAGGCACCGUGCAGACAAAG